GUUCGGGUUUGUUGUUGGUGAUGAUGACAUGAAAAUAUUUGUUGUUACUGGAAGGCGAGCGAGGAGUGAGUGUGAAGGAAGGGCCUGGCAGGGACGCUCGCUUUCAACGAACAUACACACACCUCGUUCGGAGAUUGCCGUUCACGGGAGUCGCGGAGGAGCGAACAGCGGCGAUGUCGGUGAAUAUGGACGAACUGAGACAUCAAGUGAUGAUAAACCAGUUUGUUUUGACUGCGGGCUGCGCGGCGGAUCAAGCGAAGCAGCUUCUGCAGGCGGCGCAUUGGCAGUUCGAGACGGCUCUGAGCUCCUUUUUCCAGGAGGCCAACAUCCCCAGUCAUCACCAGAUGAUGUGCACUCCACGCAACACUCCCGCCACGCCGCCCAACUUCCCCGACGCCAUCACUAUGUUCUCCAAGCUGCGGACGUCUGAAUGCGCGGGCGGCAACGGAGCGGGCUCUUCGGCCCAGGUGUCUAUGGCGUGUUCUCCUCCUCCCCACUCCUCCGCACAGGGAUUCGGCUCAUUCUGGGCCUCCUCGCCCCCCAACCACCAGCCCGUUUGGCUGCCGCCGUCCUCUCCCACAGGCCACCACGCGCUCCAUCACCACCACCAUCACAUGCACCAGCCGCCCACGUGGCCGCCCGUCUCCCAGCCCGCCAACGGCCAGCAGACGCCCGUCAUUUCAGCCCUGCACGGCCAGAGAUGAGACUCUGCGGCGGGGGGGGGGGGGACGCGGGGCGGGCCGGAGGUGUAAAUUGGGGCGAGGAUACACGGUUUAACGGGGCGGGAAUAUACUCACUGAGACUUUGGAUGGCCAAGGGGGAAAGACGUGGUACUCUUUCUUUCUGUUUUCUAAAGAUGAACAAUCUCUCUUCUUUUGGAGAUCUCGUUUUGUUCUUUUGCCUAUUGUCGAUUUCAUUUCUAUCCAAACCUGGGAAGAACCACUAUGAGGAAAGAAAAAAAAUUAUGGAAGAGGUGUCCCAAAGAAGCCUCUUUUAUUUCGCUAUCCAAAAGCGAAAGAGCCACGGAGUCGUCAGCUGUGGACGAUCAAGACGAAUUCGCCGUAUUCGGACUCUCCUCCUCUGUAGCGCUGUGUCGGCAACAAGCACUCGCAAUAAAACGGCUGACAACAAUAAGACUGAAUCACAUAUCAUGGUGGUCGUGCCGUUCUGCAUCCCAGGAGGCAUCAGGAAGACAUUUCUGUAUAACUAGUGUCUAUUGAGUUUCUUAACAGAGGCUGAGAUGAUUAAUCACCUUCAUUUGUUCGUAUGGCCUCAGAUAUAACUGAGAUACUGAGCUUUAUUCAGAAUCAACAAAAACUAUUGGUCCAGAUAGAAAUCAGGAAGAGUUUGCAAUAAUCCUGGUCAGAAAGUUUAUUCUUGUUUGGUAAAUUCCCAACGUUAAGCAUGCACGCGGUUGAAUCAGGAGAGCCUGUUGUGUUUAAACUAAAGUCGUCAUGGAGGAAUACAGACUUGAGCUUAAAAUGUUUUUGUUUGUUUUUCCCACCCUAAGAACUAAAAAUACUAGCAGUCUCUUGUGAAGACGUGAGCGGUCUGAUGUUUGGAGGCCCAGCGCAGCCGGCGUAGUAAAGCUCAGCUCCACCUACCUCAGCUCCAGCCGUGGCCUGAUCUUACCUCCGGACGGCUGAAUGGGCUCUCUGUGCGAGCUGCUGCGACCGAGGGCUCAAAUACCUCACGCUCUCUGCCGAACGCGCUGUGCGAAAGCGAUCAGACUUGGCUUGGACGAGGGGCUGAUCUGGUAUCACAUAUUGGCGUUUGUGUCGUACUGAUUGUAAUGUAACCGAGCGGGAAGGCUGACCCCAGAUCAGGACGUUGAUUGGCGGUGGUUUUCUGAGAUGACGUGUUUGUUUAAUUUCGCAUGAUGUCACCUUCACUUCAUUCGUUCAUCUUAGACAAUCACUUUUGCCGUCUCGCGGUUUGGGUUCGUGGUUUAGCGUGGACCUCAGUCAGGCUUGACGCCAUAUUUAAUGUGAAGCGACUGGAAACAAGGCUGUGAGGAGAUAAAUGUACAGUCUCGAGUUUAAUGUCAAAACUUGAUGAAACGUGAAAUAUGGCUAAAAAAAAAUACUUUUUCUUUUUUUAUUCAGUAUUUCAAUCAACAAAAUUUGUUCUUCUUGAUUCACACUGUAGUUUAUUUGCAGAAAAAGAAACACUCUUGCAUAAUUGAUCUUUUAAUUCAGUGUCAGUUUAUGUACAAAUUGAUUUAUGAAUAAAGUACGCAAGAAUUUGCUCCGUUGUUUCACACCAAUAAAUGGUUCGUAAAAGCAAUCUUUUGGAAAAUGCUUAAAUUGUCAUGUACAGAUAACAAAAAAGAAGCAAAAUGAAUUUGUGCACAUAAAUCAAUUCUCUGUUAAAUUCUACUGAUGAACUUAAAUGCAUAGAAAACAGUUGCAAACUAUUUACUAUGUAAACUUGAACUAUUUGCCUAAAUUUAUUCUGUUCCUGCUGAAGUUUACUGGUAUGAUUUAAUCGUAACUGAAUUAACAAACUGUCUUUUCUCAGAUAAAUCGUUGAGUUCGAUUUAAGCGCACAGAAUGAAUUUGCGAAUGUUUGUAAAACCAGUCUUUCGGAAAUUUCGGAAGCCUAAAUGCAAGCAGAAUAAAUUUGUAAAUCCAUUAAAUUGUACCAUUGUACCUCAACACUAAGAAACCAAAUUUGUUUUACAAACUAUAUAACCUAAUUCGUUCUUUUUGCGUAUAUUUCACUGUUUUUUUUUUUUUUUGAUUAAUCGUCACAUUCAGUUUACGCACAAACAGAAUGAAUUUGCAGAUGUUUCUAAAACCACACGUUUGCUAAAUUUCAUACAACUUACAACACGAGCAGACCGAAUUUGUGUGCAUAAUUUGUAAAUCGAAUCAGUUAAAUUGUACUGUUGAACUUAAACACUAAAAAUUUUACAAACUAUUUAUGCAAAUUAAGUUUAACCACGACUGGAUUUACAAAGUAUUUGUACACUCUGAUAAAUCGGUGCUUUCAAUUUAAGCACAUACAGAGUGAGUUUGCGAAUGUUUAUAAAAUCAAUCUUUCGUAAAUUUUCAUACAACUUAAACUCAAGCAGAACGAAUUUGUGUAUGGAAUUUGUAAAUCUUUUCUGUUAAAUUGUACUGUUGAACUUAAACGCUAAGAAAUUUUUUUUUACAAACUAUUUACACAAAUUCGCACUACUUGCAUUAAAUUGAGACUGGAUUUACAAACUAUUUAUACAUUCUCCGAUAAAUCGUUGCAUCCAGUUUAAGUGCAGACGGAAAGAAUUUGCAAAUGUUUAUAAAACCAACUUUUUGUACACUAUGCAACAUAAACACAAACAAAUUUGUGAUACAUGAUUUGUAAAUCCUUUCUGUUAGAUUGUACGGUUGAACUUAAAUGCUAAGAAAACAAAUUUUGUUUUACGAACCAUUUACCCAAAUUCGUUCUGCUUGCGUUUAAGUUUAUUUAAUCGCGACUAGAUUUACAAAGCAUUUGUACGUGCUUGGAUAAAUCGUUGCGUUUAUUUUAAGCACAUACAGAUUGAAUUUGCGAAUGUUUAUAAAACCAAUCUUUUGUAAAUUUUCUUGAAAGCAAAAUGAAUUUGUGUGCAUAAUUUGUAAAUCCAUUCUGUUAAACUGUACCGUUGAACUUAAACCCUAAGAAAACAAAUUUUGUUUUACAAACUAUUUGCCCAAGUUCGCUGCUCUUGUGUUUAAGGUAAUUUAAUUGCGACUGGAUUUACAAACUUUUAAUAUGUUUUCUGAUAAAUCAUCACAUUCAGUUUAAUUGCAUGCAGAACAAAUUUGCGAAUGUUUAUAAAACCAAUCUUUUGUUAAUUUUCAUAACCUAAACGCAACCUGAAUGAAUUAGUGUACAUAACUUGUUAAUCCAUUCUGUUAAAUUGUAUCAACGCAAACACUAAGAAAACAAAUUUUGUUUUACGAACAGUUUCCCAAAUUUGUUCUCCUUGCAUUUAUUUAAUCGUGACUGGACAUGCAAAGUAUUUGUACGUUCUCUGAUAAAUUCAGUUUAAGCACGUACAGAAUACAUUUGCAAAUGUUCAUAAAAUCAAUCAAAAUUGUAGACAUUUUACGCCAGAAUGCUUUUGCAAACAGUUUACGUGCAUUUGAUCGUCUCCUUUUUUGCUAAAUGAGCUUUCUUCAGUUGCACCAACCUAAAUAUGGUGUCUAAUUCUACCUCUGGUCCAUUUUAAGCAUUAGCCAUUUUGAUUUAAUCAUAGACGGCUACGUGAUAGAUCAGCUUCUGUGUUUUGGCCCAGAAAAUGCAUGCGAAAUGCGAAAAGUACUCUCGGUUUUGGAAAACGUCACUAGAACGUAAUCGUUUGGUCUUCCGCCGCAUCUGGUGGCUGUUGUUUGCUGUGUAGAAAGAAGCCUAGCAUGUCAGUCUCCAAAGGUUACAAAUAAGUGUUUGGUAGCCAUCUGGGCAGUAGGUCAUUUCCUGCAAGGAUGAUUUCGGUUAAAGAGAUGGCGGUGGCUCUGACGUCAGCGUCUGGAGUUUGUCUGAUCAGUGCCUUGAGGUUUGAAACGUCUCCAUUUUAUUCAGCUGUCGCUCUGUUGGAUUCCCAUAGCAACAGGGCCAAUACUCUCAAAUGUCAUUCUCUCGAGGAGCGCUGAAAGGCACAGGCUUCGACUGUUUGAACAGUUGCGCUGCCGUACAUCUCGGAUGUCGGGCCGUCGUGAUUCAGUUCUUCGGGGACGUGUUUGUUUAGACUGCGGCUGUGAGGAUCAACAUACGCCGUGAGUCAUCGCGAGGCAGGAAGACUGACCGGUUCCUUUAUCGAGAAAACCAAUUCAUUAGCGAACAACCUUUUGUAUCGAUUUCCCUCCUGUACUGUCUGUUCUUUUCCCUUGUUGAGAUUUGUAUUUAUAUGUCUGACAAAAAAAAGCUACGAUCUGAAACCAUUUUGGAGGUCAUUGUGUUUUUAUUAAGGUCAUAAUAAAUGAUUUAAUGACUAGUGUGA
Molecule: messenger RNA, 4966 nt
Organism: Labeo rohita (rohu)
Lineage: Eukaryota; Metazoa; Chordata; Actinopteri; Cypriniformes; Cyprinidae
Gene: ubald2
Product: UBA-like domain containing 2
Exons: 3
Coding region: 174-704 (176 amino acids)
Molecular function (GO): protein binding
Source: RefSeq, a predicted model, not a curated record